CUCACAUUAUUGGGUAUUGUCAGGUUGCAGUAGGCAAAAUAUCUAUUUGAGUAGGCUAUUUGUAAUUUCUAAACCGAUGCUUCAGGUGUGAGAUGGUUUUGUCAAAAAUUAACUUCGUGAUAUGGAACGCAUUCCAGGGACACAAGGACGACACCACGAAAUAAAGAAAAAGACGGAAAAAAAUCAUCACAACUUACGGAGAGCCAAAGACGAUUAUUCUGACGAUCAGCAGUAUCCAGACAGCUCGAUUCAACCGUAUUUUAACGGUCUGUUUUAUCCUCCUGCUUCUCACGGUGGUUACGCGCCUGUGACUUAUCCACCAUUGAAAAGAACUGGUAGUCUAUCAUCUGGAAGUGAUUCUGCUUUUUCACCAGUAAGAUCAAAAUCAGACGAGCAUCACGUAUCUUCAACCACUGAGAAAUCCAGCAAAAGGGCUCGCUCACCUUCCCCUACGGAAAAACAUCGUCAAUGCAGAAGCCCUUCUGUGGAUUACUGUGAGCAAUCAACCGGAUUUUUGUUAAGUAACGUUACACCAACUUCACAUAGAAACUCGCAUUCGAAUUCAACAAAAACGGAAACGGCGGCAGCAACGAGCACGACCUCUAGUGAAGAGGAUGACGAAAGGCUCCGGAUGCAGAAACAAGCCGGGCGGGGUCGAAGAGGAGCUAUAGGGGUGCCGGACCAUCGUCCACCCAGCUGUGGGACGCCACUAGGAAAAAUCGCAGAGGAGUCGAAUGCUGCAUCUAAAAAGUUGUCUUCAAAGCGACAUCAAAGUGAAGACGAUAAAAUCAAUUAUGACCCUGAAAGACGAGAAGGCCAUGAUUCUUUUCGUGCACCACUGGCUCCCGGUGACGUCACGCAUAAAAACCAUGAGCAAUUUCUUCAAGGUCCUGGUGUUGAUCCAAGAUUAGGGAAUUUCUACGUUCAACCUCAUAUUCCUGUGGAUUCCAAGAUAAGAGAUGGUCGAUAUCCUUUUGACCCCAGAAGAUUGAGUUUGCAUGGUGAUCCAGUUGGAAGUAGCCCGGUACUUUCAGAGAUACCAUUGAUGCCUAUUGCUCCACAAUCACCCCUUCAUCAAACCGUGAACGGUACACCAGGACUUUUUUUUGGACCAGGAAUGGGUAACCCAGUCAAUAAUGCUUCAUUGGAUUUAUACAUGAGAUCUCUUACCCAUUCACCUACCAUGUCAAUAUUGUCACAAGCCAGAGGGCUAAGUCCAAGGCAUUCUAUACAAGGGCGUGAUGGUGAAAAAUUUCCAUACCCGUAUUACGGUAACCCACAAGCUAACGCAACUGCUGCCAUGGCUUCCACGUCUUUGGCUAACGCUGGAGUGAGCGGGGCACAAAAUGGAGUUGUAUCAUCAGCUGGAAUGCCACAAGGCGGACAAAGUCAAUCAUCUCUUAGUACAUUAGCUUAUUAUCAACUUGCACAACAGCAGUCAUGGCUGGCGGCAGUAGCUGGUGCUGGAGGCGCUGACCGAUCGUUAGCGAUGUCAUUUGAUAGGAGUGGUGGAGAUGUAUCACGGCUAUCUAGUCCAUUUUACAUGAGAUCUAGACAAGGUCGAAAACGAGCGUUAUCAAUAUCACCAUCACAAUCAGAUAGUCUAAGUUUAGAUCUGAUGAUUCGAACUUCUCCAAACUCGCUUCUUCCAUUCACAAAUAGUUUAGGAAAUUCAAGAAAUUCGUCGAUUGGAAGUGCUGGUAGUUACGGACAUUUAUCUGCAAGAGGGAUAAGUCCACAAAUGGGAUUCCAUCCUCGUCUCGCUUCUCCAAUGCACUCCCAGUUAUUUUCGAGGCAGCUUGCCGUGGCGUCUGCUGGAUUUCCACCCGGGUCUUUCGUCGGCGUAGCGGGGAAUCCCGUGACGCUUGACCAAAGUCAAAGACCUGUUCCACCCACUGACCCGAGGAACGGUCACGUGCCAUAUAUUCCUGGACAUCACCCGAAUAUGCAGAAAAAUGUUGCACAUCACAGAAGUCAACAAAUGAUGGGACCGGAUAACAAGGCGGAACAACAGCAAAUACAAUAUGGUCACGGAAUGAUUAAAACCGAACCCAGAAGUCCAGCGGUGACAGCUGCUAACAGGAUAUAUCACGGUGGCAAUAACCCUCAACGUAACGCAGAUGAAUCGGAAACCGUAUACGAGACAAACUGCGGAUGGGAAAAUUGUCUGCGAGAAUUCGACACGCAAGAACAACUAGUGCAUCACAUUAACAAUGAUCACAUACAUGGUGAAAAGAAGGAAUUUGUUUGUCGAUGGAGAGAUUGUGCAAGAGAUCAAAAACCAUUCAAGGCUCAGUAUAUGCUGGUGGUUCAUAUGAGAAGACACACAGGAGAAAAGCCGCAUAAAUGUUCUUUUGAAGGAUGCACAAAGGCUUACUCGCGAUUGGAAAAUUUGAAGACACAUUUGAGAUCCCACACUGGAGAGAAACCCUAUGUUUGUGAAUUUCCGGGAUGUACAAAAGCAUUCAGCAACGCGUCUGAUAGAGCAAAACAUCAAAAUAGGACACAUUCAAAUGAGAAACCGUAUGUUUGUCGUGAAUUGAAUUGCACCAAACGUUACACCGACCCAAGCUCUUUGCGUAAACACGUAAAAACUGUGCACGGACCUGAAGCUCAUGUAACCAAACGAAUGAGAGCUGAAAGAAAAAAAGAGGAGUCGAAAAAGCCAGACUCGGACGACCGGACAAUUAAACAGGAAUCGGAUGGUGGAAAACCACGAAAUCAAAAAGAUGAAAACAAUAAUACAUCGACCAGUAGAAGUUGCAACCCUACGUCACCUCGAAAUCAUCAAAGUCCACAUGAUGCGAACACGCCAGGAAACAUCAAUCCCAGAAGCAAUCAAUCUACUUGUACUUCUGGAUCCGACAUGUCGACAACUCCACAGCAUUCACCUCAUGCUAAUAUACAACAUAAUAAUAAUGAUUCUGGAGUAGAACUAAACGCAGGACACGGUCAUGAUCAUGAUAGUGAUGGAGAUAUUGUUGUUGAUGAAAACCCGUUGCCAGACUCAACGUCAGGUGGAGGCGUCGGUUUACAGUCUAGAAGGAGAACCUCACUUCGACAGAACAUCAUACCUAGAAUGGUGAACCAGAAAAUGCAAAGUCUCUCAUUAGGCAAUGCAGGAGGAAGUUUGUCAUCAUUAGGACCUGAUGUAUUGGGAGAUUACUUGCUGCCUUCUCUACCAACAACGAAAACAGAAAAGGGAUCUGGGAAUUCUCCAUACCCACAUUAUUCACCGAAAAGUUUAAACAGCAAUGGAGGUGGCACGGAUGAAGUGUCAUCAACAACUUUGGCAAGUCCAAAAAACACUCCUAAAUCUUACAACAAGUCAAAUCCUCACGCAAAAAUGCAAGGGGGAAUUUCUCCCUUAUAUCGUCAAGUAGCGAUGCUAGGACAUGAUCGUAGAGAUAGUGGCACCAGUUCUGGUCACCCAAGCAGGAAACCAUCCGGAAUAUCGAAUACAAGCAGGCGGUCUAGUCAGGCGUCUUCACAUCACUUACCAGUUGCGGGGUCGUAUGAUCCCAUAUCACUGGGUUCUUCAAGAAAAUCAAGUGGGAUAUCAGUCGCUCCAGGUCACGGAGGUUCUGCAUCUUCACCUACUUUACCAUCUCUGAAUCCAUAUACUCUUCAUCGUUUGACUUCAAAAUUUAAUGAAGUAACAGGAAAACCUCCUCCUACACCGCUUGAUAGAGACACAUAUUCAAGGAGUCAACUGGGAAAAUGGCUGCAAGAAGAUGCCAUUGCGCGUGCUAACGGAACGCUGUCCAAUCCAUCAAACGUUCCUACAUCGAUGACCAACCCUGGAUACGGCACUAACGGGGCACAUGUCACUAUGGGGCCACCUAGUGUAAUCCCGCCUCCACACCAUGGCAGUAAUGCCGCCGCUAUGUUACCAAAUCGAAGACGAAGUGAAAUGCCAUACCACAGAGCAACGCGAACGCCACUGCCUCACGAUAUACCAAGCAAUGGUAACAGAAGAGCAAGUGAUCCAGUAAGAACACCCUCUCAGCAAAUGGAUACGAAUCGUCUGCCGAACGUUCAGCGUUAUUAUAGUUGGAAUAAUGUAAAUCCGUUACCUGGAAUCAGAAAUCAUCAAAAUCAAGGGAACCCGAAUAACCUUGGAAAUAUGGGAAUGCAACCUAACUUGGGAUAUAAUAACUUUCUGUCUGCAGGAAAUUUACAGGUCGGAAGGCAACGUUCUGACAGUAAUGGCAGUUUCUUUAGUAGCGAAAGUGGAUACCAAAGUAAUGGAAGUAACUUAGCACUGAACAACGCAGGAGAAUAUACCAAUCAGCCAAUGCAUGGUCAACAUCGACAAGUACCAGUCGACGGAUCCAUGAAUCAAUUCAAUCCCAAUCAUUCGCACAGACAACAUUUGUUGAGACAUGUUCAAAAUAAUAAUAAUAUGAUGCCGCCUGGUGGAGUAAAUGAAAACUUACUGCAAGAGAAUUUGAAUGCCGAUAUGAUGUCCGACAUGAUGCAAAAUGAACAUCAAGCAGGUUACAUGAAUCCUGCUAUGAUAAAUCCACAACAGAAGCAAAUGUACUUACAACAACAACAGCAGCAACAACAACAACAAUCUAACAACAUGCAAAGAAACAAUGCGUAUCAACAACACGGGUAUCCCGACCAACAAAUUCUUCAACCUUAUCAUAAUUUCAAUGACGGCACAAUGAUUCCUUACGGACCUCAAGACGUGGCACCAUUUAGACAAAUGCCGUUGCCACAAAGUAGCGACGGAAAUACGCUUUCUUCGUAUCCAAACCCUACCCCGCCACAAGCAAAUUAUUCUCAAUCAUCUCAGAAUUAUUAUCAAAAUCCAAACGGUUAUGAUUCCCGAGCACAAAUGGCGCCGUUUGCACUAGAAGGCAUCACUCCGAGGCCGCCGGCAUCCGGUGCCAACAGCGACGCUUCCCUGAUAAAUAGAUUUAGAAUGUCACGAAUGAGAAAUCCAAAUCAAAGAAAUCAGUCCACGUCAUCAGCUGAAAACCAAUACCCUGGACGAAUCAAUUGCACACCGGACGCAGAAAUACCUGACGCUUUUCUUCAACAAGAAUUUAUUGAUAGCAUUCCAGCUUUGCAUAUAUCGGGAAGUUUCGAUGACACAAAUAAGGGUCGCAACUACAUGAAAAUGCCAGCUGACAGUACAACGGGACCUGACGAGGGAGACGAAUACAUUGAAUCCGCUCUAAAGAAACCUGAUAAUGCAGAUGAUAAUUUUGAUGCCAUGAGUGGAACAAAUACAGAUGUCACUUUACCUCUAAUGUCGGGGUUAUCAACAAGGAUAGUAACUCCUCUAUUAGAGAAGCCCUACACUACAUCGCUUCAACAACAAGAAGUAAAUGAACAGAUGGGAUUAGCUGCAGUUGUUAACGAAUGUUGGGAUAUGAAUCCAUCAGCAAAUAUGGCAUUAAACAGCAUGAGUUCUAUGUUGAGUACCUUGAAUGAAGAAAAUAAAUUUCUUCAGAUGAUGCCACAAUAAAAUAAUUAUUUUUCUGGAAGUUGUCUCAAUGGCUUACUCUCACGCACUUCCGGAAAUAUUUCAACAUUCUACUUAACAGGACCUGAUAUUUAAUCUAUUUUAACUUACAAUCGAUCAGCUUUUUUUAGUUUUGCAAUCGCAGAUGUAAUGAUCGGGUGGGUAUGUGCCUAAACAAUUGUCAAAGUAAGGAAGCAAUCAUAAAUACUAACCUUGUUUUUCUGAAUAGGGUUUCCUAGUGAAAUUUGUAUGGUCAAUUGUUCAAUCUUACCGGUCUUUCUUACAUUUCAAAGGUAAUUUAUAUAAAUGUUUAUCAAAUAUGUUAUGAUUAUUCCCGGCAUUGUUAUAGCUAUAGCUAGGAAUCUUAAUAUACAACUAUGUCUCAUGAUUUGCAUAAUUUGUUAGAAGAAGUCUUUCGGUAUAAAUAAUAAAGCUAAUUUGAGACUUACUGUCCGAAGGUUAAAAGCCACUGUAUUCAUGGUUCAGGCAGUUCCGAAAAAGUAAUAUAUCGAUUGGAUUCAUGCCGAGUGAUAUCAUAAAUUCUUUAAAUGAAAUUUCAUAGUUUGCGAAUCAUGAUUGGCGUUUAAAAGGACCAACAUUACAAUAUUGUACCAAAUAUAACUCUUUUUGUCCAGUACAUUGUAUGUGACAUUGCUAUUUUCCCGAUCACUGCACUGCUUAUUGCUCAUGUUACAGCUUUACAAAAACUUUUUGUUUGAUGAAUUCUUUUCUCUGAGCUGCUAUUUCAUAUAAAAUAGAAUGCGUAGUUGGUACGUUUUAAUUUUCAUUCCAGUUAACGGAACCGCUGCUGUCACUUCUUUUCAUGUUUCUUCAUAUUGUCACUGCCAAACUAUAUUUUUGACAAUACUCAAUCAAACAUUUAAGUUCUCAUGAAUUUUCCGCCUGCCAAUUUUUAUUUAUGAUACAUCCUUUGAUUUACCUGUCAGUUCUAUACUUUUUAAAGUCCUUGUUAUUUUUACUUUAUCGUCUGAAAUGAAUGACUUGCCUUCAUUUGUGAAAUUUAAGCAUAUUGUUUAAAUGAUAUUGCAGAGACAAAAUCCUAUUUUUAUCAGUUUGUUACAUGCGCAAUGAUAUGAUAAUUGAAAUUGGUAUAAUGGGACUGGGUAGUGAUAUUGUGUCCGUUGCAAUAUUGAAAACCCACACUCUAUAUAGAUAUCUCGACAUUUUUAUCUCAAUGUUCAUGUUUACUAUUUUAUUGAAGGCUAUAAAUUUUUGCCUUUUUUGACAAAUUUUAGGCCUGUGUCAUAAGUUUCAUUGUUUUCUGCUGCUGUAUAUAUUGUAUUAUUUUCGUAAUAUUAUUUGUUUCUAACUUCUGUCUUUUGUACUGCCACUGAAUAAAGCCAUCAACACAAUUUCCGAUUUGGUAUGAAUUGGC
Messenger RNA from Styela clava, 6875 nucleotides. Its product is annotated as transcriptional activator GLI3-like. Gene Ontology annotation, molecular function: DNA-binding transcription factor activity, RNA polymerase II-specific; RNA polymerase II cis-regulatory region sequence-specific DNA binding. Gene Ontology annotation, biological process: smoothened signaling pathway; regulation of transcription by RNA polymerase II. Gene Ontology annotation, cellular component: nucleus. Lineage: Eukaryota; Metazoa; Chordata; Ascidiacea; Stolidobranchia; Styelidae. The record is from RefSeq and is a predicted model, not a curated record.